CACCAUGACUAACAUCUCUUAUGCAUCGUUGUUUCUUCUCCUUUCUUUAGUCUCGACGUGUCUGCUUGUUGUUUCCCAUGCAGAAAGUCCAAAAGACGGUUUUACCCUCGAGUUAAUCCACCGUGACUCACCAAAGUCUCCGUUCUACAACCCCGACCUAACCCCGACCGAACGGUUCGCGGCUGCAGCGAACCGUUCAUUGAUCCGUUCAAGCCAUCAUGGACGAUUAACGGCGGUAUCUUCGGAUUUAACGUCGAGCGGAACAGGCGAGUAUUUGAUGAAGAUCGGAAUGGGAACUCCUCCGGUGGAAGUUUUAGGGUAUGCGGAUACUGGAAGCUCGCUUAUAUGGGCUCAAGGUCAGCCAUGCACGAAGUGCUUCGAGCAGUCAAACCCUCUUUUCGAUCCCAAAGCCUCAUCCACUUACAACAUCAUCAGUUGUUUAUGGACCCAAUGCAGCCUUCUCUCCCCCAUCACGUCUUGUGAGGGUAACUACGCUUGUAUGUACAAACAAACGUACCUCGACGGCUCGUACUCGGCAGGAAAUAUAGUGACCGAGACUCUAACCAUCGGUUCACACACGCUGCUGUCCACGAUUGUCGGGGUCGGCCACGAAAACGCCAUCGCCACCUUAGGAGGGUCAGGGAUCAUAGGGCUCGACUAUGGCGACGCUUCUCUCAUUUCUCAGCUCGGCCCUGUCAUCAAUGGUGUUUUCUCUUUCUGCUUAUCGCCGCCGUUCGAUACGAGCAGGCCCAGCCGUAUCAAAUUCGGUUCCGACGGUGUCGUUUCAGGUCCCUCAGCAGUCUCGACACCGAUAACCAAAAAACCUGACUCCAACGCUUAUUACUUAACGCUCGAAGCGAUCAGCGUCGGUAAAAAGAGGUUGAAGUUUCCGGGCUCGGCGAACGGUGGCGCCACUGAGGGCAAUAUGAUGAUUGACGUAGGAACCACGUUGACGUUUCUUCCCAUGGAUUUCUAUAAGCAAGUGGUGGCUGAGCUUGAUAAGGUGAUGAAGGCGGAGAAGGUGGCGGUGAUGGCCGGUUUCAACUUAUGCUAUAAAGUGCCGAUAUAUGUCGUCAACCUGCCGGAGAUACAGAUGCAUUUCAAAGGCGCCGACUUGAAAUUGAGCCCGUUGAACUCCUUCCCGAGGAUUUCGCCGGGGGUUGUGUGCUUGUCUUUCGUCGGAUCUCCGAAGAAUGUGUCGAUAUAUGGGAGCGCGGGUCAGGCCGAUUUCUUGGUUGGCUAUGACCGCAAUGCCGGGACCGUCUCUUUCUUACAGCAGGAGUGCAAUUAAAACAUAGCUUU
Tarenaya hassleriana is the source of this 1302-nucleotide messenger RNA. RefSeq names its product aspartic proteinase CDR1-like. NCBI's taxonomy places the organism in Eukaryota, Viridiplantae, Streptophyta, Magnoliopsida, Brassicales, Cleomaceae. The coding region runs from base 5 to 1291 and encodes 428 amino acids. Gene Ontology annotation, cellular component: extracellular region. The transcript has 2 exons. The record is from RefSeq and is a predicted model, not a curated record.